Molecule: messenger RNA, 2047 nt
Organism: Cricetulus griseus (Chinese hamster)
Lineage: Eukaryota; Metazoa; Chordata; Mammalia; Rodentia; Cricetidae
Source: RefSeq, a predicted model, not a curated record
GGGAACGACAUGAGCAUGGAGAAGUCGAGUAGUGAGGAUUCUUCGAUCCACCGGAGUCCAUCUUUGGACAGCAAGGACUCGGACUUUGCCAAACCGUCCACCUCUGGCCGCCCGUUCGGCCGCGGCUUCACGGCUGGCGCCUUCUACGGCACCGCGGGUUCUCGGGGUCAGAGCCACACAGAGGCCGGCGUUAAGACUGACAAGUACAAUGCACCCAAAGGCAGCAAGUACGUGGUGUUUUACCUGGACCUGUCCUUUGUGUUCCUCCUAGAAUUUAAGAAGUGCAACAUGGCCAGGGGCUGCCUGUGCUGCUUGAAGUACAUGAUGUUCCUGUUCAAUUUGAUAUUCUGGCUAUGUGGCUGUGGACUGCUUGGAGUGGGCAUCUGGCUCUCCGUGUCCCAAGGCAACUUUGCCACCUUCUCCCCCAGUUUCCCCUCGCUGUCUGCAGCCAACCUUGUCAUCGCCAUAGGCACCAUUGUCAUGGUGACAGGCUUCCUGGGCUGCCUUGGGGCCAUCAAGGAAAACAAGUGUUUGCUCCUCAGCUUCUUCAUCGUGCUGUUGGUCAUCCUCCUGGCAGAGCUGAUCCUGCUCAUCCUCUUCUUUGUCUACAUGGACAAGGUGAACGAGAAUGCCAAGAAGGACCUGACAGAAGGGCUGCUGCUCUACAACACCGAGAACAACGUGGGGCUCAAGAACGCCUGGAAUAUCAUCCAGGCUGAGAUGCGGUGCUGUGGAGUCACUGACUACACAGACUGGUACCCAGUGCUGGGAGAGAACAUAGUGCCUGACCGCUGCUGCAUGGAGAACUCUCAGGGAUGUGGGCGCAACACCACCACCCCCUUGUGGAGAACGGGCUGCUAUGAGAAGGUCAAACUGUGGUUUGAUGACAACAAGCACGUGCUGGGCACAGUGGGAAUGUGCAUCCUGGUCAUGCAGAUCCUGGGAAUGGCCUUUUCCAUGACUCUGUUCCAGCACAUCCACCGGACGGGUAAAAAGUAUGAUGCCUGAGCGUUUGGCGGCGCCUGGCCCCACCGGGACACUGUAUGUGCCAGGGGAGAGGACCUAAGUCUGUGUCUCCUGUCUGCCCUCCGAUGGCCACCCUGCCCCACCUGCCAGCCUGCCCUCUCCUGCCCACAUCCUUGGCCUUGGACCUUUUGGAGGGUAGAGGCCCAGGGAGGAGGCAUCGUGCAGAGACCUCAGGGCUUGGGCGCCUGGAUUCCUGCACCUGCAUAUUUGCCAAAGACGCCAGGGUGGGCAGGGUGUCAAGGAGGAAGCCCUGGCAUUGAUGGGUUUCUGCCCCUGCCCUUCCUCACACUGACACUUGUCCCUGUGUGGGGUGGAGAGUCUGCCUCACCAAGGCCACUGCCGUCCAUGUGCCCAGCCAGAGAGCGGGCCAGGGUGCAGGGUGGCACCACCAGGUCAGGCCCCCUGGAGCACCCUGCCCAGGUUUUUAUACUAUAGUGUAACUUUUUUAUUUUACUCUGAUUAUGGUUAUUCAGGAAUAUUAUCUCUCAGAUAAGUUUAGGGUUAGCCUUCUGAUUUAUAACUUUUUACUGUGUUGAUUUCCAUAAUGGUUUGAGUUUCCUUUUCCCAUAGGUGGGGAGGGGUAGGGAGAAAGGACCCCCAUCCACUUUCAAUGAGUACACGCCACUGUGGGACACUCAUGAGGCCCUAGGAUGAGAAGUGCCAGGCUCUCCCCCAGAACUCACCUCGAGGGAGAGGGUACAGCCAUGAUAUGGGGCCCUGCCAGGCCUGGCAACCAUGGAUAGGGCCAGAAGAGGCAGGUGUGAUAUAAAGCAUGGCGUGGCAUCCUACUCAGGGGUGAUAGGGGCGGUGCCUGAGCUGGGGAGGCCACGUCAGUAGGGGAUGCUUAGGACACGGGGUAGUGAAAUGGUUUGCUGGGGGGCGGCAGUCAGAACAGUUUGUGGCAUUUCCCUGCCUCCCCCCAGUCCUCUGUAGGCUCCCCUCCUGACCCGCACAUGUCCUGCAUCCCAGAUGGUCACUCUCACACAUUCCUGCUACGGAUUCCUCUGGUUCAGAUACAGCU